ACAGCAACAGAGAAAUAUAAAAGUUAUAAAAUGCAUACAAAUGUUUGUAUAUUUUUAAUAAUUGCAAUUUUGUAACAAAAUAAACUUAUAAAUAAAUUGCACAGUUGAAAAUAUACCUUAAACUUAACAAAGUUCCAUUUCUGACAUUUAAAAAUAAAUUCGAAUACGUCGUUUUGCCGAAAAUGCAAAACAACACUGAUUUGUUUACUCCACUGCCAGUGGAGUUAUCCACACCCAAUGGACUUCUUUAUCAAUUCAACGAGGAGAAGUUCCUUAAAAAUCAUGAUUUCUAUAAUUUUGAAAUGGAUUGUUUUACUGUGCCGGAGAUAAGUGAUAUUUCACCGCCAAUUGUUGGCUUAAGUCCGAUUCCCGAGGAAACAAGUUGCUCAUUGAUGGUUCAACCAUUGGAACCUUUGUUUUCACCUGUCGAACCAACGUCAGCUGGGUCAACUCAAGCACCUCCACGUCCAAAAGGAGUAGUUCCAUUAUCGUCUUUAGAUUCUAAGUUUCUUGCUAGUGAUUCAACUCAGAAAGAGCAAUCACAAGCGACUACAGUGGCAGCGGUUAAACAGCUUUCGUGUGAUCUAUGCGAAGAGACUUUUUUCUCAACUCAAGCUCUUCGUCUUCAUCGACGAGUACAGCACAUCGCAACUAAAGAAUUUCGCUGCAGGAAGUGCCCCUCCUCGUAUAACUUUGAAUCGAAUCUUAUCCUACACUUGGCAUCUCAUGUCCCCACUUGUAGCACGAACAAACAGUGUCCCGAGUGUAAAAUGGUUUUUAAACGUAUAUCAAGUUUCAAAGGUCAUCUUAAGACUCACCAAACUAGCGACAGAUUCAAAUGCAAUCGUUGUGACAAGGAAUUCGAUCUGAAGGGUUACUACGAACAACAUAUGUCCAAAGCCCACAAACCAGGAACCGAUGGAACCAUCGAGCAGAUUCUUCAGAAAGUUGCAAGUAGCAGAAAAUGUCGAAAAGCAUCCAAGCUAGUCAAUGGCAAAUAUCGUUGUCAAUAUUGUGAGAAGAAAUUUACUAAGCCCUGUUUGUUGAAACGCCACGAAGUCUGCCACACUGGAGCAAAGCCAUUUCAGUGUGAGCAGUGCGAUCAGGGAUUUACCCAAAAGAGCUCUCUCGCGAGACAUAUGCUAUUGCAUCAGGGAGUAAGGGAUUUCAAGUGUCCUAUGUGCAGCUAUAGCUUCUCUCAAAAGAGCAACCUGAUUGUCCACAUUCAACGAACUCAUCCAACAAACGCCGACAAUGAGAAUAAGUUUGCCUGCGAAUUUUGUCCUUGUGUGUUUACCAAAUUAAGCAGUGUCAAUCGUCAUCGAGCCAUGAUGCAUUCCGACAAAGAGAACUCAAGUGGGCAGGAUGCAAAUGAUGGGACCGAUGAUGACGAUGAUAAUGUGAAUGUUGCGAAAGUUAUGGAACAAUUGAAAAGUUUCCAAGAAUCAAUGGGAAUUGUGGACAAUAAACCAUCAACAUUGGAACUGUCCUUAAUGAAGCCGCCCUCACCUGGUCCAACAGUAAAUACGGUGACCAUUAUUGAUACAAUAAAUCCAAACAAGGAGAAGACAUUUAGGAGAGUCAAGGAAAUCAUCUACAAGGGAGAACGUACAAUUGCGUGUGUCUAUUGUGAUAAGCCCUUUAAGCGUCAAUACGAUCUAUUAAGACAUCAUCGAACUCAUACCAAAGAAAAACCAUUCCAGUGUAAUGUUUGUGUUAAAAGUUUCUCUACCAAAAGUGGCCUUAAGAUUCAUCUGAACACACAUAUCUCAUCGGAAGCCCAACCGGCAAGAGCCUAUGAAUGUGCUGUGGACGAGUGUCAUAAGCGGUUUGCAUCAUUGCGUGCCUUGGAUAUUCAUACAAAAACCCACACAAAUUCCAUAUCGUAUAUUUGUCCUAUCUGCUCCAAAAUCUUCACAUCCAAAGCAGGAUUCUCCUCCCAUAAGCAUCACACAAAAGAUCAAGAAUUCGAUAGUAUUCGUGAGCUCUUAAAGUCUCCCGUGCAAAUUGAAACGAAUAGCGCCGAGGAAGCUUUCAAAGCCGAGGAGUAUUUGAAGAGGAGCCAUCAAUGUUUUGUGUGUGGCUUGAAAAUGCAGAAAUUAUCUCAUCUUAGGCAACAUGAAGCCACUCAUCGGGGAGAGAAGCAAUAUCAAUGUGAAAUUUGUUUUAGGUCCUAUACAACGCAGAGUUCCCUAAAUCUUCAUUUGAAAAUCCACACAGCUGAGAAAACUCACAAAUGUCAAGUGUGCAAUGCGAAAUUCUUUACACAGUCUUUACUGAUGCGGCACAUGAUUUCGCACAGUGAUCAACGCAACUACGCCUGUCCAUACUGUGAUGAACGGUUCAAAACCAACGACAAUUGCAAGAAUCACAUCCUAACCCAUGCUCGAAGUUUGUUGGCAAGUCCUGACCCUACUCCGCCACCGCCAGAUGAAUAUAUCGUGCUCGAUUCUGAUGAGGACCCACAAGAGCCGGCGGCGGCCCCAGCAAAUACCAUCACACAGAAAUUAAUUGCAGUUGUUGAGAGUCCGCAGAAGAAUCUCUCGCCAAAGUUCCUUCAACUUGAGUUGGUAAAGAAUUGCAAGAACCAUAAACACAAAAACUUAACCAUCGAAACACUGACAACGCCAAAGAAGCAAUCGACAUCCACGUCGUCGAUGGCCAAGAAAUCCCUUACGGGUAUCAAACAAAGUGGUAGACACAAAUGCAGUGAAUGUGGGAAGAUUUUCUUCAAAGCCAGCGAUUUGGAACGUCACCUACGAACCCAUACCAAAGAGAAGCCCUAUCAGUGUAGCGUGUGUUCGAGGCAGUUUGCUCUGAUGUCCACUUUGGUGCAUCAUAUGAAGACACAUGAUUCGGAACGAGAGACUUAUGGUUGUCAGGUGUGUGGCAAGAAGUAUACAUCGCAGAAAGUUUUGAAAGUUCAUUUGCGUAUUCAUACGGGCGAGAGACCGUUUCAGUGUGGUGUUUGCAAGCAGACAUUUCGAACGUCAGGACAUAAGAUUGCGCAUACAAAGGCACAUCAUAAGAAGCGGAAGCAGAAUUAAAAAAUGAG
Eupeodes corollae is the source of this 3055-nucleotide messenger RNA. Its product is annotated as zinc finger protein 729-like. The transcript has 6 exons. Lineage: Eukaryota; Metazoa; Arthropoda; Insecta; Diptera; Syrphidae. The record is from RefSeq and is a predicted model, not a curated record. The coding region runs from base 183 to 3047 and encodes 954 amino acids.